This is a messenger RNA of Cuculus canorus (common cuckoo), 1998 nucleotides long. RefSeq names its product hematopoietic lineage cell-specific protein. Gene Ontology annotation, cellular component: site of polarized growth; plasma membrane; actin filament. The transcript has 16 exons. NCBI's taxonomy places the organism in Eukaryota, Metazoa, Chordata, Aves, Cuculiformes, Cuculidae. Gene Ontology annotation, molecular function: actin filament binding. Gene Ontology annotation, biological process: regulation of actin filament polymerization. The record is from RefSeq and is a predicted model, not a curated record. The coding region runs from base 157 to 1725 and encodes 522 amino acids.
CUCGGAGGACACAGCAGUCUGAAAGCUGUCGCAGGCAACAAGUGCCGGAGCAAAAACCAGCAAGUGUGCCAGCAGGAGCUGGUGAGGCUUUUAAGGUGUCUGGAGCCUUGCGGUGUGAUUGCAGCCUGCGGUUUAUCAUGGUUCCCAGGAUACGUGAUGUGGAAAGCAGUCGUGGGACAUGAGGUGUCUGUGAAGGUGGAGGCUCAAGGAGAUGACUGGGACACCGACCCUGAUUUUGUGAAUGACAUCUCCGAGAAGGAGCAGCGCUGGGGAGCCAAAACCAUCGAGGGCUCCGGCCGUGCUGAGCAUAUCAACAUCCAUCAGCUGAGGAGCAAGGUGUCAGAGGAGCACGAGGUCAUCAAGAAGAAGGAGCUGGAGACUGGUCCCAAGGCCUCCUAUGGCUAUGGGGGGAAAUUUGGAACAGAGCGAGACCGGAUGGAUAAGAGCGCGGUGGGCCACGAGUACGUUGCUGAGGUUGGGAAGCACUCUUCGCAGACGGAUGCAGCCAAGGGCUUUGGAGGGAAGUAUGGAGUCCAGCGGGACCGAGCUGACAAGUCAGCACUGGGCUUUGAAUACAAGGGUGAGGUGGAGAAACACUCAUCCCAGAAAGAUUACUCCAAGGGCUUUGGUGGCCGUUACGGUGUGGAGAAGGACAAGGUGGACAAAGCAGCAGUGGGAUUUGACUACAAGAGCCAGGCGGAGAAGCACGACUCUCAGAAAGACUAUUCUGUGGGCUUUGGUGGGAAGUUCGGGGUCCAGAGGGAUCGUCAAGACAAGAGUGCCCUUGGCUGGGACCAUCAGGAGGAAGUGCAACCCCAUGCAUCCCAAAAAGACUAUUCCAAGGGGUUUGGAGGCCGUUAUGGGGUCCAGAAGGACAGAGUGGAUAAGAGUGCUGCUGGCUUUAAUGAGAUGGCAGCUCCUACCUCCUCGUACGAGAAAACAAGACCAGUGGAAGCAGGAGCAUCCAGCGGCACCAGCAGCCUGCGCUCACGCUUUGAAAACAUGGCUAAGUUAGCAGAGGAGGAGAGCAGAAGGCAAGCAGAGGAGGAGCGGGUGAGGCGUCAGGCUCGGGAGAGCCAGCCAGCUCGGUGGAAGCAGGAAAUUCCACAGAGAGACAAGGACCACAUAGAGGCAGCCCCUCCCACCGUGCCAGCAAGGGUGCCUGGGAAUGCUGACCGAGAGAGACCUAAGUCAUGGGGACUGCAGGAGACAGAAAGGGAGGAUGAGGAAACACCACCCGCUUUGCCAUCAAGACUGGCAGAUCUUGGCGAAGAGCUGUGCAAGAUCCCCAGCCAAGAUGAGCCCAACUACAGUGAAGGUUCAGACGUUGGUGCAGACUAUGAGGAGCUGCUGGAGCCCUCUGACUACUGUGACAGUACCAGUGGAGGUGCUCUCUAUGAGGAGCUGCCAGCACCCUUGGAAAAUCCAGAUGUUAUCUAUGACUAUGGAGGAGAUGCAGGUGAGGACUACGAGGACAUCCUUCCAGGGAAGCUCAGCCAGAGCCAGCCCCACCUAGGGGAAAUGGAUAACGUUUAUGAUGUGGAGAGCCCUGGGACCUGUGCAGUGGCUCUCUAUGAUUACCAAGGAGAAGGAGACGAUGAGAUUUCGUUUGAUCCUGAUGACACAAUCACACACAUCGAGAUGGUAGAUGAAGGCUGGUGGCGGGGACAGUGCCGAGGCAAAGUUGGCCUCUUCCCAGCAAAUUAUGUGAAGCUUCUGCAGUGAAAUCAGAAUUAUCCCCAAGCUGCUUCCUUCCAAACAUCUGCUUCUCUCUGCUUCAGGCUUUUUAUGUGUUAUUAGCCACAAUUGACUCAGCCUGCCGUAUAUACAUGCAAGAAAGACCAAGGAGCAAACUGGCAGUGUUGGAGGGAAGGUUUUGACCUGUGCCCAAGAGGACUUUGGUUCCCAUGCACUGCCAGAUGGAAAAUGUGGGAUGGUUUAAGAGUAUGUGAGUGCAAUAUAAGACGUGUUUCUACCUAGGCUGUCAUGGAAUCAUAG